Molecule: messenger RNA, 1227 nt
Organism: Lottia gigantea (owl limpet)
Lineage: Eukaryota; Metazoa; Mollusca; Gastropoda; Lottiidae
Exons: 9
Coding region: 1-1227 (408 amino acids)
Biological process (GO): sodium ion transmembrane transport
Cellular component (GO): membrane
Source: RefSeq, a predicted model, not a curated record
AUGGACAUUGGUCCUGGUGCAUCAACAGCUAAUCUUUUGAGGAUUGAUUUGGAUAAAAAGAUCAGUCGACAUACUGGUGAAGGUGCUGAACAAAGAGAAACUUGGGAUAAUCGAGCACAAUUUAUUCUAUCAUUAGUGGGCUAUGCUGUGGGAUUAGGAAAUGUUUGGAGAUUCCCAUAUUUAACACAGAAAAAUGGCGGUGGUGCUUUUUUAAUUCCCUAUGCAGUUAUGUUGGCAGUGGAAGGAAUUCCGUUAUUUUACCUGGAAUUGGCUAUUGGCCAAAGACUUAGAAAAGGUGCUUAUGGUGCCUGGAAUCAGGUGUCGCCAUAUUUAGGAGGAAUAGGAAUUGCAUCAUCUAUUGUUUCAUUCAACGUAGCUCUGUAUUAUAAUACCAUCAUGGCCUGGUGUUUAGUGUAUCUUGUACAAAGUUUCCAAAGUCCCUUACCAUGGGCAAGCUGUCCACAUGAUCUCGGCAUAAAUGAUUCCUAUAUCAUUGUACCAGAGUGUGAGAAAAGCAGCCCUCCGAGUUAUUUCUGGUAUCGAGAUACUCUGCAGACUGCUGACUCAGUUGAAUCGACACCGUAUCUCAACUGGAAGAUUGUGGUUGGUUUAAUUGGUGCAUGGAUAAUAGUCUAUUUAUGUAUGAUUAAAGGCAUCAAAUCUUCAGGGAAAGUUGUGUACGUUACAGCCACGUUUCCCUACAUCGUUUUGGUGGUUUUCUUCUUUCGUGGUGUUACACUACGUGGAAUGGAGAAAGGUAUAGAACAUUUAUUCGUACCAGAGUGGAAUAAGCUGUUUGAUCCUGCAGUUUGCAUUUGGUUGUCUAUAGCUUUAGCAUCUUAUAACCCAGUUCGUAGUAAUUUUCUAAAAGAAACACUGUUAGUGACGGUGUGUGAUUUCUUUACUUCAAUUUUCACUGCAGUGGUUGUUUUUUCCAUAUUAGAGUCGGCUUCCGGCACUGGAUUAGCCUUUAUAGCAUUUACUGAAGCUAUAAACCAAUUUCCAGUAGCUCCAUUAUGGGCUGUACUGUUUUUUCUGAUGUUAUUCACUCUGGGUUUGGACAGUGUCGUGUGCUUUUUCUCACUGAUAGUCGCAUUAUGUUUUGCUACCAACACAGGACCAUAUGUUUUCUCAUUAUUUGAUUCAUUCUCAGCUAAUAUACCAUUAUUGAUAAUAGCUUUUAUGGAAUGUGUAUCUAUAUCAUACGUGUAUGGUUUACAACAGUAA